AAACAAGCGCGUCGCAGUGUAUCACGCUCCGUUCUCUUUCCCCAAAAUCCCAAUUCCAUCGAUUUGGCAUCUCUUCGCUCUCUACCUUCAGUCUCAGAGCAGCUUCCGAUCACUUCCCUCUCUCCCUUCGAAACAAUCAGUUUAUAAACCCAUUUAGCUCCUUCAUGUCGCUUCCAAAUGAAGAAAAUGAUAUGUCCUCUUCUCCCGAUGCUCAGCUUUCGUCUCAUGUUUUUGGGGACCUCCUCGAUUCAAUUAUUGUUGAUGUUGCAUCUGAGUGUCAUCGAAUAGCAAAGUUGGGUCUUGAUCGUAAUUUUGAAGAAGAGGAAGAAGAACUAAGGCUUUCGGCCCAAGCACGGGUGAGGGUAGCUGAUCCUAGUAAUAGUGGUGAAGCAAAUGGUAAGUACGUGGUUGACAUAUUUGGGCAGAAUCAUCCUUCUGUAGCCAGUGAAGUGUUUGAGUGCAUGAAUUGUGGUCGGUCUAUCGUGGCUGGGAGGUUUGCUCCUCAUCUGGAGAAGUGUAUGGGAAAGGGUAGAAAGGCUCGCCUCAAGGUGACAAGAAGUAGCACGGCUGCACAGACUCGGAAUUCACGGGGAAACCCUGCAUCUACAUACUCCGCAUAUUCAAAUUCCAACAGCACAAACCGGUUAUCAAAUGGAGCAUCCGCUGUUGCUGGUGAGGAGUACUCGAAUGGCGCAUUGGAAGAGCCAUGAAACAGUUUAAGCACUGGUGAGCUCCCCAAGUUACUUGGAUGCAAUGGAUCUUGCAUACUUGCUUAGGUCGUGAUGUUAGUGGAAAGUGAAGCCAAAUUUUGAAUAGCAGUCUGUUGGUUAGUCCACUGUGACAUAAUAUAACUGCAGAAAUUAUGUGAUGACAUCCAUUUUUCAGUACGAAGAAGAGCGCCUUGUAUAUAACAUUCUUGAUCAUAUCUUGAAUGAUAAUUCUGAAUCUGAUAAAAGUUGAUUUUGUUUCCAAA
Pyrus x bretschneideri (Chinese white pear) is the source of this 973-nucleotide messenger RNA. Its product is annotated as SAGA-associated factor 11. The transcript is spliced from 4 exons. The coding region runs from base 165 to 710 and encodes 181 amino acids. Gene Ontology annotation, cellular component: SAGA-type complex; DUBm complex. NCBI's taxonomy places the organism in Eukaryota, Viridiplantae, Streptophyta, Magnoliopsida, Rosales, Rosaceae. The record is from RefSeq and is a predicted model, not a curated record.